CAGGAACUGAAAGUGAUACAGGUCUACCUCACCAGACAUAGUCCUCUCACCUGGACCCUAAAGUGGCCUGACUGGCGAUCCAUUACAUCAGUGCCACUUAUUGAUCGGGCUGGUACCGGCAUCCACCUACAGACAGAAACUUCUUCUGGUCAGUUGUCACUAACAGGCUGAUGCUGAUAGGUCGGCAGCCUCAUCAAGAUCUUUUUCUAAAGAGAACACGCUACUUUAUUCCACAUGCAGAAGAAGUCAAACAUUUCCAGCAUUUCUCCAAACUGCACCCUGAAGUGGACAAAGCCUCAUCAUCAUUUUCCAGCAAACAUUAUCUUGUUAUGGAUGGAUGAUGGGCGCAGCAACAUUUCCUAGAAGAGCUGAUGAAUGAUGCAGCAGACAGCUCGGCUGUGAUUGGCUGCCAGCUGCAGGAGCAGGAGGUCACCUGGUGGAGAUAGAAAAGUGUUGUAGACAGAGGCAAGGUAUUAUUUCCUGCUGGAUCUGUGGCUGAAUGAUGAGGCUGCUGCUGCUGCUGGCUGUGGUGUGUGUGCUGACGGCGGCUCAGCGUGGAGGGAGCACUGCGGCGGCUCAGGAGACUCGUGCAACAGCAGUCCUCUCCUCUCUCCGGAGGACCAGAGGCGACCUCCCAUCUGAGGACCUGUGUUUCUCCCUGAGAGAGGACGAGGAGCAGCGUCAGCUCCUCUGCAGCGACCGGUGGAGCAAGUUCAACUACAACCCGUUUGGCCUCCGCUUCGGGAAACGUUACGACUACCUGUACCGGAGAGCCAUUAAAAGCUCCAGGACCCAGAAGCUUUCACCCCUCUUUCUGUCUUCACGGAAGCUGGAGGUGCCCACCUGAGAC
Messenger RNA from Melanotaenia boesemani (Boeseman's rainbowfish), 850 nucleotides. It is a transcript of the gene kiss2, whose product is annotated as kisspeptin 2. NCBI's taxonomy places the organism in Eukaryota, Metazoa, Chordata, Actinopteri, Atheriniformes, Melanotaeniidae. The record is from RefSeq and is a predicted model, not a curated record. The transcript is spliced from 3 exons. Bases 500 to 847 code for a protein of 115 amino acids.